This is a messenger RNA of Calliphora vicina (urban bluebottle blowfly), 6817 nucleotides long. It is a transcript of the gene Crag, whose product is annotated as DENN domain-containing protein Crag. The record is from RefSeq and is a predicted model, not a curated record. Gene Ontology annotation, molecular function: protein binding. Gene Ontology annotation, biological process: regulation of Rab protein signal transduction. NCBI's taxonomy places the organism in Eukaryota, Metazoa, Arthropoda, Insecta, Diptera, Calliphoridae. Gene Ontology annotation, cellular component: cytoplasmic vesicle. The transcript has 17 exons. The coding region runs from base 446 to 5398 and encodes 1650 amino acids.
GACGUUUGAUUUUUUAUUACGACUUUGACAUUUAAAUAACAACUCAAGUUGGAUUCUGAUAAAUUCCUACGGAAAUGAAGUAAAAAAGUGAGAUUUACAGGAAUAUUAUUUUAAAAUAAGAGACUAUACCAUUGAAAUUAUUAAACAAAUUGUUGUUAAACUAUCAAUAAUAAAGCGAAAUAACGUGCUUGAAUAGUGAAAAGAAAAAGCGGUGAUGUAAAACUUAUGAAAAUUUGCGUAGUGAUUUGUGAAAAUUAAUGUGCUGUGAAGGGAGGAGCAGCAGUAGCAGUCAACAGUAAAAUUGUAGUGACAAAGAACACAAAAAAUAUAGCAAAAAAUAAUAAUAAAACAAGAAAUCAAGAAACUUCAAAACAAGGCGUAGCAGCGCCAAAUACUGCUAAUAUAGUUUAUAAUUUAAACAAAAACUACGCGGAAAAAAAUUGCCAUGGAAGAGAAACGUAUUGCCGAUUAUUUUGUUGUGGCCGGUAUGCCAGAAAAGCCAAAAUUACUGCAAGAAAGUAAUUUUAAAGAUUCCAGCCAUUUAAGGGCUGCCACCUCAAUUGAUCCCAUCACCGACAUUGGAGUAUUUUUCCCACUAUUGGACGAAGACGUACCCGAUGAGUAUACGGUUUUGGAAAGCACCCCAACUGGACUACCUGCAAACUUAAAUUAUGGUUCGUUAAGAUCAACGGAAUGCUAUAUUUAUUACAGACGUGGAAAAGAUCGUCCACCAUUAGUAGAUAUUGGCGUGCUUUAUGAGGGUCAUGAACGCAUCAUGUCUGAUGCUGAAAUUGUAGCCGAAACUCCGGGCGGUCGAGUGGCCAAUGUUAACAAUUCAUCGGCUAAAACAUUUUUAACUUAUCGUCGUGCUCCAGCUGAAAUGCCCUGCAAUGAAUUGGUAGUCACUGAUCUGUGUGUGAUUAUAAGCAGUAAAGGAGAGAAACCACCACAUGCCUUUUGUUUAAUCUAUAAGUCUUUGAAUAAAGCCUUCACCGGUAGCGAUGUUUAUUUAUGCUACAAAAAAUCUAUGUACCGUCCAAAACACAUCAGUUAUCAGCCGGAAAUUUUACUCCGUUAUCCUACAGUUGAUCAUCAUAAUGAGUUUCCAUUAAAUUUAUGUCCUAGUGUGCCGUUGUUUUGUUUGCCCAUGGGUGCUUCAUUGGAAGCAUGGCCUCAUGUAACCGAAAAUAAGAAACGCAAACCCACUGCACCAGUAUUUAGUACAUUUGUUCUAACCGUUAAUGAUGGCACAUACAAAGUCUAUGGCUCGGCUCUAACGUUUUAUGAGGAUUUUGAUGAAUCCCAAUUAACGGAACAACAGUGUGAAUUACUUGGUUGGAAUGAGGAAUUUGCUCAAAAUCAUUCAUUACAUAUCAUUAAAGCCAUUUGUUUAUUGUCACAUUAUCCCUUUGGCGAUACAUUCGAUAAAUGGUUGAAAUAUUUACACCGCUUGGCGGUAUUUGGUGUUAAUUUACCCAUACCUAUAGAACGGUAUAUUACACAAUUGUUGGAUGAGGUACCAUUUCCAGCACCCAGUAUACAUUUGCAGUUAUCAAGUGAAUCGAAUGAUCGUAUUUUACUGACUCAACCUGAGGAUUCACCUUUACCACGUAGUGGUGCUGGAUUUCAUAUGCUCUUGCAGAAUUUAGGCACAGAAAAUUGUUUGCAUGUCUUACUUUUGGCCUUAACUGAACAAAAAAUACUCAUACAUUCUUUAAGGCCUGCAACAUUGACUGCCGUAGCCGAAGCAAUAGUUUCGUUAUUAUUUCCCUUUAAAUGGCAAUGUCCCUACAUUCCUUUGUGUCCACUGGGCUUGGCAGAAGUCUUACAUGCUCCGGUACCUUAUUUAAUUGGUGUUGAUUCCAGAUUUUUCGAUUUAUAUGAACCGCCCACAGAUGUUACUUGCAUAGAUUUGGAUACAAAUACCAUCAGUCUUUGCGAAUCCCAAAAACAUUUACUUGUUAAAUUGUUGCCGAAAAGAGCGGCUCGCAUUUUGAAACAAACUCUUUCGGAAUUGGAACAAACAAAACCACUCAAUAUAGACUGCAACAAUAGUUUAGAUCGUGAUUUACGUAAACGUAGACGUGAGCUCCAUUUAGAACAACGUAUACAAGAGGCCUUUUUAUUAUUUAUGGCCUCUAUACUACGUGGCUAUCGCGACUAUUUGGUACCCAUUUCAAAGGCCCCGUCAGUUGGUGCCACCGACCCCAGUGCCUUAUUCCAACUGAAACCUUUUCUACGUUCCCGCGAUAAGGCUUAUCAAAAAUUCUUUGAAUUAUUGAUGAAAACUCAAAUGUUUAUACGUUUUAUUGAGGAGAGAUCAUUUGUGUCAGAUGGAGAUCAUGGUUUAACAUUUUUCGAUGAAUGUGCAGAAAAAGUUGGAUCUUAUGAUGAAACACCAUCGGAUGUGCGUUUGGUCGAUUGGGAGACUGGUCAGAGUAGUGAACGUACAAAAUAUAUAUUUCCACCAGAUAGUAUUGGACCCACCAAAGAUCACAACGCCCAAGAAAGUGUUUACAAUUAUGCAAAUUUCACAUUGAAUCCCAGUCUUUUGAAAACAUCCAAAAAGACGGCAUUAUCGAGCUUAAUACAACAACAAAUCAAUGGAUGUUUAGCACCCGGCUCACCAAUUGCUCGACGCACUAAACAUGAAAUUAAACUGUCUCAGAAAAUGGCCAGACGUUGUCAAAGCCGUCCAGAACUGUGGUCCAAAUACUUAUUGGCCACUUGUUAUUCGUUGUAUUUUUUGAUUCUACCGUCCAUGGUCUUGGAUACACGUAGGGCUGGCAAAGAGCAUGAUAUUCUAAGAGCAGCCUACGAUAUGCUGGUUAAAGCCAGCAAAAUAAAAAUCAAUUGUGAUGAGUUUUGUUAUCGCAUUAUGAUGCAACUAUGCGGCACAUAUAAUAUGCCCGUUUUGGCUGUGCGUUUGCAUUAUCUUAUGAAGAGAUCGGGUGUACAACCGAAUGCCUUAACGUAUGGUUUCUACAAUCGUUGUGUGUUGGAAUCGGAGUGGCCUAGUGAUAGCACCACGUUAAGCCAACUACGUUGGAAUCGCAUUAAAAAUGUGGUGUUGGGUGCGGCUCACUUUAAGAGAGCUGGCAAAUUGAGAGCCUCAAAGAAGCCUUUGUCGGCUUCAUAUGACAAUAACUUAAGUACCCUGGAAACAGUAGAUGGUACUUCACGCACUAGUUUAGAAUCGUCCAAUUCAUCUCAAUUAUUAGCUGGAGCUGCCGGUGCUGCUGGUGAUGGUUAUGGGGUAAAUAUUUUGGAUUUUUCAGCAUUCGAUAAAUUGCGCUCAAAAUUGGGCAGCAUUGUAAGACAAUCGAUUGGCACUCAAGAUGCCACAGAUGAUGUUAUAUCUAGUGCUGGCUUAUUAAUUACCGGUGACUCGAAAAUACCGACUGAUACUACCACAACCCAUAUACCGCCCGCCAGUCCCCAGCCAACAGCUAAUGACCUGGCCAAAAGACAACUUUCGAAUCGUGAAAGUUUUGGUGGUGAUGCUGAGCUCUUGAAUAAACUACAAAGACAACACACUCUAACCGAAAUGAACAAUAAAAAGAUUAUGAAUCUGGGCGAGCGCGAUGGAGAUUUAAACAAUGAUUUGGCUAGUUCUCAAGAAGAAUUAGAUGAUGAAAAUAUACAUGAAACUGAAGACGAAGAAGAUGAAGAUGAUGAACAUCCCUUGUCCAGACAAGUUCAAAGUCCAACUAAAAUAUCUCCCAGAACUCCGGUUACCCAAAACGAUCCCUUGGGCGCUUUGAAUGAAGAAGAAGCUCCCAAUUCUGUACCAUGUAAUGAAGAGCAAUCGGCCAUGGGUGUCUCAUCUAGUUUCAACAACAACACCUUAUAUAGCGAUAAACCGAUAUUGUUUAAGGGCCAGCGCAGUGCCACAUUCGAUGAAUCCACACAAUUGAAUAAGAAUAUGCAACGUUCCGAAACCAUGCCCGGCUCCAGUGUGGCAUCAAGUUUGGCCAAUUUGGGUUCAUCAUUUAAAUUAAAUUUUGGACGUUAUUCACCUGCACGCUUGUCCUUUAAGAAAGACUUGAAAUUGCCCACCAAUAUUAUAGAAAAUAUAAGCUACAUGAGUCCUAAUUUUAGUGGUAAAAAAUCCAAUGAAAUCAUCCAAGGAAGCUUGAGUAGCAUUAAACAUGCUGCCACUUCUAUAACUCGAAAAUUUGAUGAAAUCAAAGGAGCCAUAUCGGCCAAUACCACACCCGUUAAAUCAUCAUUAUCCAUACAAGGUUACAAUGACAAUGGCGUGACCGAAGAAGAUAUGAUUGCCCACGAAGAUGGCACCUUAAAAAUACGACGUGUUAGCAGUGAUUUAGAACAUCCUUGGAGCCGUUUAAGUGAGUCACGCAAGUCGAGUUAUAAUAAUUUGGUGCCUCUGGGUGAAAAUACUUCGACCAUGAACUUAAAUACGGCCCUAUUAGCACUACCUGAAAAUCUAUAUACCACACCACCGGAUAAUAUGGACGAUACCAAUGACUUUGAUGUGUUGAUACAAAUGACUUCUUGCUCUCAAUGUCACAACUGUUCCGUUUUACUUUACGACGAGGAAAUUAUGUCCGGCUGGUCGGCUGAAGAUUCCAAUCUAAAUACCACAUGUCAUGCUUGCAACAAGUUAACUGUACCCUUUCUCAGUGUACGCUUCAAUGUUAAUGACACAAAAAAAGACAAUAAUAAACCACAAAUGGAUAAUCUAACUAUACCCUAUUUAAAUCCGUUGGUUUUGCGCAAAGAACUCGAAAAUAUUUUAACCCAAGAGGGUGAUUUGUCUCUGAUAAAACCUAAUUUUGUUGAGGAACAUCCCAUCAUCUAUUGGAAUUUAUUGUGGAUUAUGGAGCGCAUUGAAAGUAAAACUCAUUUACCCGAUCUCUGUUCGCCCACAAUUGAUGAUACCAACUGUGAUCCUUUGAGUAAGGUGAAACAUGUGAAAAUACAAUGUCUGUGGGAUAAUUUACAAUUGCACAGUGAGGCUGGUUUACCCAUGUACAUUUUGUACAGACAAACUCAGCCCACAAGUCCUCUACUUAAAGCUUUGCUAACCGAUCAAGCUCAACUAAACAAAAACGUCAUUCAACAAAUCGUUUCCGCCAUUCGAUGUAAUGAUCUUCUAAUGCCCGUCAAAAAGCUGGCUAACGAACGCCACAAACUCAAGAACAGUGGCGUCGAUCGUUCUCAUUCGAUAUAUCGUGAUAUAUUAUUUUUGGCCAUUACCGCUAUCGGUCGUUCCAAUGUCGAUUUGGCUACAUUCCAUCGCGAAUAUGCCGCCGUCUUUGACAAACUUACCGAAAAAGAAUGCAAUAUGUAUUAUCGCAAUCAAGAUCUGCCGCCAUCGGCAGCCACCAUAUUUUGUCGGGCCUACUUUAGACCGCUGCAGUUGCUUCCUUGACGAGAACAAAAUCUAAUGCAACAACAGUUCCACAGAGAUCAAAUGAAAAAUAAUACGUAAUAAUGCCGCAUGCAAGGAAGGGUGAAAACGGAAAGGUAAAUACAAACAAACAAACAAAAUACUACAAAGUUAAAUAAUAAUAAUAAUAAUAAUAAUACAACUUGGUAAUGAAAACAAAAAGGCAAUCAUCAAUGAUACUUAAAUAUGUAAAAGAAAUUUUAUAGACUAGUUUAGUAAGAGGAAUUAAUUAAUUAACUAAAUAACUAAUAUAAAUAUAUAUAUUUUUAUUUGUUAUUAGCAUAGAUAGUAUAUGUAGGUUCUUUCGAAAUCAUUUUAAUAGGACUACAAACAAAAGCACAUUACUUAUUAGGUAUUUAACAAGGUUACAAUAUGUUUUAUUCAUUCAUUACUUUUUAUUUUUAUUUAAUGUUUCACAUUUUCAUAAUUAUUUCACUUUUGUAUUUCAGUAAUGUAGGAGAAGUUCUAAAAUGGCUUUUUUGGGUUCUCACUUAAAUUAACUUCAGUGCAAUACAUAUGAAUAUGAAACUUUCUAUACAAAACUAUAACUAUAGUUAUUGCUGGUUUGAUUAUUUCCCGGAAGUUAUUGUGUAAUUUAAUUCAAAAGAAAAUCAUUAGAAUUUUUAAUUUGAAAAACUUGCAUUCUUUUAAAACGAAUUACAUACAUACAUAUGUAAUGAAAAUCAAUAGUUUUUUUUUAAUCCAGGGCUUAAUUACUGCCCUCGUGAUUGAAUAACGAAAUUAUAACAAAAUGUACUAAAUUUCUUGCUCUAUAUAUAAGAAAUUUAGGAUAAUUUUUACUCGAUAUCGAAUGAGGUAAUUUGGUUGACUUCAAAAUUUAUUUCUAAUCCAAUACUUAAAUUAAAUGAAGAGCCAUUUUUUAUACCUUUCACCAUAAGUGGCAAGAUUAUAUACAUAUAUGUAAGUUUGUCAUUCCGUUUGUAAUUUCUACAUUUUUCAUUUGCGAACCCACAAAGUAUAUAUAUUCUGGAUCGUUAUAGAUAUCGAAGCCGAUAUAGCCAUGUCCGUCUGUAUGUUGAAAUCAACUUUCCGUAGUCCCCAAAUUACUUACAUACAUUAUUCAUACAUCAAUAUAUCGGGAACUCUUCCGUCACGGUUGCUAUUUAAAAUCAACAAAAUCGGCCCACAAAUGGCUGGGAUGUAAGGAAAAAACCGGGACAACCUAGAUUUUUGGCCUAUUUUUGAUGUAUGUAUAUUUGGAUUACUAAUGCCCGUAACUUCAACAAAUAGAUAUCUACUGUGUAAAAUACCAAGCAGUUAAAUUUACCUAAAAGGUAACUUGACAUUAAUUUCAAAUCAAUAUCUACGGGUAAAAAUUACCAAAUAAUUUUACUCCAUAAGUAACUAAGCACUGCCAUUUAUCUAUUUGUUGAAAUUACG